Messenger RNA from Blumeria graminis f. sp. triticale, 681 nucleotides. The record is from the annotation of a GenBank genome assembly. Lineage: Eukaryota; Fungi; Ascomycota; Leotiomycetes; Helotiales; Erysiphaceae.
AUGUCUGGAGUAUGGGGCUGGUUUGGUGGCCAGAGUGCCCAAAAGAGGAAAGAUACACCAAAAAACGCUAUUCUAGGCUUAAGAUCACAACUAGAAAUGUUGCAGAAAAGAGAGAGACAUCUACAAAACCAGAUGGAUGAACAAGAGGCGAUUGCAAGGAAAAAUGUGAACUCCAAUAAGAAUGCUGCUAAAGCUGCACUUCGACGAAAGAAGCAACAUGAACACACCCUUGAACAAACUACCGCUCAAGUUGCCACUCUAGAGCAGCAAAUCUAUUCCAUUGAAGCUGCUAAUAUCAACCGAGAGACUCUCGCUGCAAUGGAACGUGCAGGUGAAGCCAUGCAACAGAUCCACGGAAAGUUAAACAUCAAUAAAGUCGACGAUACAAUGGAAAAAUUACGGGAACAACAUGCGCUGGGUGAAGAAAUAGCCCAAGCUAUUACAAGUGCACCCAUAGGGGAACCUAUUGAUGAAACAGAGCUUGAUGAUGAGCUUGCCGAACUCGAACAAGAGCAAUUAGAUAACCAGAUGCUUGGGACAGGUACUCUACCCAUUCAGGAUCGAAUACAAAGAUUACCUGCAGCUGGAACCACUGAGAUCAAGGGCAAGCAACCAGUAAAUUCUGAAGAGGAUGAUGAAGAGGAAGAAUUGCGUAAGCUCCAGGCAGAAAUGGCAAUGUAA